GCCGGAACGGCAGCGAUGAACGCCGGGGAGGCGCCUGACCUCCAGGCGCAGCUGGCCGCGGCCGUGCACGCGCUCAACCACGGCGCCCACCCUUCCGCACGCCUCGCCGCCAACCAGUGGCUCCUCGGCCUGCAACGCUCGCCGCAGGCGUGGGCGCUGGCGGCCUCGCUGCUCGCCUCCGGGGAUUACCCGGCCCCUUCCCCCGACCUACUCUUCUUCGCAGCCCAGAUGCUCCGCCGGAAGAUCCAGUCACCUGGCGCACCGCUCCCGGAUCCCGCAGGGCAGCUCCUCGACGCGCUCCUAGUCGCGGCACGCCGGUUCUGCCUCGGGCCUCCGCGGCUGCUCACGCAGAUCUGCCUCGCCCUUGCGGCGCUCGCGAUCCGCGCCGAGGGAGGGGUAGAUGGCCUUUUCGCGCGAAUGCCACACUUACCUGACCCCGCCUUGCUGGAGCUGCUCACCGUGCUCCCCGAGGAGGUGGCGCAGGAUCAGAGCGGCGACACGGGGGUCGACUCCGCCUCGCGGUGUAGGUACACGCGCGAGCUUCUCGCGCACGCGCCCGCCGUGCUUGACUUCCUGCUCGCCCAGUCUGAGAAGCCGGACGCCGCCCACGAGCCAAGCCGAAGAAUCCUGCGAUGCCUACUGAGCUGGGUCCGCGUGGGAUGCUUUUCAGGAACGCCUGCGGCCGCGCUUGCCGUGCAUCCACUUCUCACGUUCGCGUUCAACUCCCUGCAGGCGCCCUUCUCGUUUGACGUGGCCAUUGAGGUUAUGACGGAGCUUCUCAGCCAGUAUCAAGAUUUACCUCAGGCUUUUCUAAGCAAGAUUCCAUACAUCAGAGAAGUUCUUCUUUUACCAGCUCUAGCCAACAGAAGCGAGAAAAUUGUAGCUGGUAUUGCUAGUUUGAUGUGUGAAGUUGGUCAGGCAGCACCUGGUUUGGUUGCAGAAGGGAGCAAUCAAGCACUUGCCCUUUCCGAUGCAAUUUUGAGAUGUGUAGCUUUUUCUAGUGAAGACUGGGGGAUUGCAGAUUCCACUUUGCAAUUUUGGUGCAGUUUGGCACAUUUUAUUCUUGGUAUUGAUGUGCAAUCAGCUGAAAGGAAUGCCACACAAGAGACGUUUCUCCCUGUGUUUUCUUCACUGCUAGAUGCUCUUCUUUUUCGUGCUCAGAUUAUUGACACUGAUGAGCAUGUCACUGAUGGAGUAUGUUCGCUACCCGAUGGGCUAGCACAAUUCAGACUGAAUUUGGAGGAGCUUCUUGUUGAUGUGUGUUUGCUUUUAGGUGCCCCUGCAUAUAUUAAUAAGCUUUUUUCUGGUGGAUGGGGUUUCGUUAGCCAAUCAAUACCUUGGAAAGAGGUAGAAGUUAGAAUGUACGCACUUAGCAUGGUUGCUGACACGAUUUUACAAGAUGGAAGUCCCUUCGAUUUUUCGAUCAUAAUGCAUUUUGUGAAUAUUCUAUCCAGCGGGACACUGGCUGAACUGCAUGGCUGCCAGUUCGUUGUAUACAAAUCUUUCGGUGACGUCAUUGGUUCUUAUUCAAAAUGGUUAUCGUCUUCCCAAAGUAAUAUUAAGCCAUUACUCCUAUUCUGUGCUUCAGGGAUUUCAAAAUCCUUAUCGUCAAAUUCUUGCUCCUUAGCGUUGCGGAAACUUUGUGAGGAUGCUACAACAUUCAUCCAUGAUCCUCAGAAUCUAGAGAUUCUUUUCUGGAUUAGUGAGGGUAUGGAUGAGGGGAAUCUACGGAUAGAGGAUGAGGAAGAGAUAGUUAGUGCAAUUACACAUGCUCUAUGUUCUAUUCUUGACAAAGAGCCAAGGAAAAAUUCGCUGGCCAGGCUGCUUUAUUCAAGCUACUCAGCAGUCGAAAAGAUUAUUGACAUAGACAGAGAUUAUUUGCUCGGGCACAACCCUGGUGCUUACACAAAAGCCAUGAAUAUUGCAGUUCGUGGACUUCACAGAAUGGGUGCUUUGUUCAGUCACCUGACAGCGUCAGUUACAUCUGGUCUGAUUGAUGAUGAUAUAAUUUUGGUUCUUCUGGGUAUAUUCUGGCCGCUCCUUGAAAAGCUUUCUCAGUCAUCUCAUAUGGAGAAUACUAGUUUAUCUGCAGCUGCAUGUCGUUCUCUUUCUUCGGCCAUACAUUCUUGUGGGCAGCAUUUCCAAAUUUUGUUACCUAAAAUUCUGGAAUGCUUAUCGACAAAUUUCUUACUGUAUCAAAGGCAUGACUGCUUUUUAAGAACAGCUGCCAACGUAAUUGAGGAAUUUGGCCACAAGGAAGAAUAUAGCGCUGCAUGUGUCAGAACUUUUGAAACGUUCAGCUCUGCAGCCUCACUAUCAAAUUUGAAUUCUUCUUACACAUGUGACCAAGAACCCGACCUGGUUGAAGCCUAUGCAAACUUCACAUCUGCAUUUAUCCGCUGCUGUCCAAAGGAAGCUGUCAUAGCAUCGGGUUCACUGCUUGAGUCGUCAUUCCAAAAGGCAGCUAUAUGCUCUACAGCAAUGCACCGAGGGGCAGCAAUUGCUGCGAUGUCAUAUAUGUCAUGUUUUCUUGACGUUAGCCUCACUGCUGUCCUGGAGUCUCCAGAAUGCCUCGAUGGAUCACGUGGUGUGGUGCUCCUUCAAAUUUUGGCACGCUGUGGUGAAGGUCUUAUGUCUAAUGUACUUUAUGCUCUACUUGGUGUAUCAGCCUUAUCAAGGGUGCAUAAAUCUGCAACAAUGUUGCAGCAAUUGGCAGCAUUAUGCAGCCUCUGCGAGAGAACAAUGUGGAAGGCUAUUCUUUGUUGGGAUUCCAUCUGUAGGUGGCUGCAAUCAACGGUGAAAUCUUUACCCUCGGAGUACCUAAGGCAAGGGGAAGCUGAGAUGAUAAUUCCAUUAUGGCUCAAGGUGCUUCAGGAUGCAGCCUCAGACUAUCUUCACAGCAGAACUGGGGAUAAUGGCAGAAACCAUCCUGAUUACAUGCAAGGAAAAGGUGGAAGGACCCUUAAACGCAUAAUUCGAGACUUUGCAGAAAGCCACCGAAAUGUCCCAACCCCCUGUCCUUCUUGAUACCGGACGGAACUGCCUUGAACUGCCCUGUUGCACCAUUCCCGUCUGGAAUACAUGAGCUAAAGAGGGUCCGAGCUUGCAUGUGGAUCUUGACAGCUCGCAUUGGGGGCUCAGGUUCGAUCCCAAGGUUUUGAUUCAGGAUGAUAUGUGUUUCUUCAGAUGUGAAGACCAAGCUAGGAGCUGUGACCUGCUUCCUGCACCAACAUACUGAAGAAAAACGAGAGGUGGCCAACCAAGAGAGGUUGCUCUGCUGACUAUUUUUGAGUAAUCCAGUAGCCUCAUGCAACCAAGUGCUGAUGGCCUUUCCAAAGAAAUUGUAGCGAGAUGUAUGGUUUCUGGGUGGGCUAUUGCAGCACUUGUUAUGCUGGGAAGCCGGCAAAGAAGCAAGUGGAGAAGGUAUAUGUGAUAGUUGUGCAUAUUAUUCUUUUACAAUUGGUUUUCUGUACAAAACAUUAUGUGCCUUUUCUUUUCAAGAUACAAGGACUGAGGUUUAUCCCUUGACAAUUCUGAGAUUAAGGUAGAAAUGAGACUCAAACCUGAGUGUGAGGUUCACAUCCAUGUGUGCAAACUACUACACCCAUAGUAGUUCUUCAAACAUUCAUGGAUGAGUAUUUCAUCUCAAAUUUUGAGUUUUAAUGGGAAAAGUGGGCAUUUGAUCGAAUCA
Messenger RNA from Lolium rigidum, 3691 nucleotides. Its product is annotated as transportin MOS14. The transcript has 21 exons. The record is from RefSeq and is a predicted model, not a curated record. Gene Ontology annotation, cellular component: nuclear membrane; cytoplasm. NCBI's taxonomy places the organism in Eukaryota, Viridiplantae, Streptophyta, Magnoliopsida, Poales, Poaceae. The coding region runs from base 16 to 3027 and encodes 1003 amino acids. Gene Ontology annotation, biological process: protein import into nucleus.